Lactuca saligna is the source of this 342-nucleotide messenger RNA. Lineage: Eukaryota; Viridiplantae; Streptophyta; Magnoliopsida; Asterales; Asteraceae. The record is from the annotation of a GenBank genome assembly.
AUGGAAAAUUUAAUUGGAAGCGAUGAGGAUGUUGAAGAGUAUGAAGGGGAUGAUAAAUCUAAAGAGAGUGAUGAAGAGUAUGUAAAGGAUGAAGGUCAUGAUCAUGAUGGGAAACAAUCAGAAAAUGAAGAUAAAGUGGAUGACAUAAUGGAUGAGGAGAACAAUAUAGAAGAUGUUGAUGUGGACAUGGCAGACUUCUUUCUAAAUGUUGAAAGUGAUGUUGAAGGAGCAUGUACUAAUGAUGGUCAUGAACCUGAAGAUAUGGAAGUGAUCAACAAUGAGGAGUUUGAAUUAUUGGAUGAAGGAUCAGACCAAGACAAACAAAGAAGAGCUCUUAUAUAA